AUGUCAGACCCAAUCCCCUCCGCCACGGGAGGCCCUGAUGUGGUCGAAAAGAAGCCUCCAGUCAACGCGGAAGACCGCAAAGCAGCUGCCGCUCUGUCUUCCCUCAACGAGAACGAAAUAGCCGACUCAAGUUCACCGAAGGGCACCGGGGCUGCAGACCAGGAGGCUUUGGGAAAGGCAAUGAGCCGUCUGGAGAUGACUUCUGGGCAAGGGGUUAAAAAGGAGAGCAAGCAAAGCAAGAAGAAGGCCGAGGUCAAGAAAACAGUCAAAAUCGAUGCCGCCGAUGUAACAUUGCUGAUUGACCAGCUUGAUCUGAACAAGGUGAAAGCCACGGAGCUUCUGAGGGCGAAUGAUGGAGAUGUGGUGGGUGCUCUGCGGGCUUUCAUUACUCCGGUGUUCUGA
Messenger RNA from Penicillium chermesinum, 402 nucleotides. RefSeq names its product huntingtin-interacting protein K. Gene Ontology annotation, biological process: protein stabilization; negative regulation of apoptotic process. NCBI's taxonomy places the organism in Eukaryota, Fungi, Ascomycota, Eurotiomycetes, Eurotiales, Aspergillaceae. The record is from RefSeq and is a predicted model, not a curated record. The transcript is spliced from 2 exons. The coding region runs from base 1 to 402 and encodes 133 amino acids.